This is a messenger RNA of Labrus bergylta (ballan wrasse), 2258 nucleotides long. RefSeq lists its product as uncharacterized. The record is from RefSeq and is a predicted model, not a curated record. Lineage: Eukaryota; Metazoa; Chordata; Actinopteri; Labriformes; Labridae. Gene Ontology annotation, biological process: regulation of autophagy. Gene Ontology annotation, cellular component: intracellular membrane-bounded organelle; mitochondrial outer membrane. Gene Ontology annotation, molecular function: 2 iron, 2 sulfur cluster binding.
AGCCAGAGCACUAAUACUGGGGCGGAGAGACUCACGAUAAGCCUCUGGUUGACCUUGCUUUCCCUAGCUGACAGACCCAUACACCGUUCACAAAAAAACAUGACAACCUCUUUACCUGCGAUGCCUGCAUUACCCAGCUCGGGAUUCCGCUUUUCUAAAGACCAGUUGGUGGUUGCAGUGCCUGUUGCAGUGAUUGCAGCUUUGGGAGGUUUCCUGGCCAACCAUUACUUGAGCGGGCCGAGCUGUAAAAAAGGCCAGGUGAACUCAUCAGUCAGUAAAGACAGUCCCAAAGUGGUCCACAGCUUCGACAUGGAGGACAUUGGCACCAAAGCUGUGUACUGCCGCUGCUGGAAGUCAAAGAAGUUCCCUUACUGUGAUGGAGCCCAUGCCAAACACAACGAGGAAACCGGGGACAACGUUGGACCACUCAUCAUCAAAAAGAGGGAUGCUUAAUCCAAUAGCUCAACCCCAUGCCCCCUAACCCCCCACCCAUGUACCGGCCAGAGUUUGUUCAAUCAUUAUCGUUACAGCAUCACAAUGACAGUUAGAGUGUGAUUCUUCAAAGUUAAAUAAAUCCUUCACAGUAAUACUCAGUGUUUAAACUUCUAAAACAUUCAGAUUGUAUUGAUUCCAAACGAAUCCAGUAUGAACGGUAAGACUUAACAAUCAAAGGUCAUCGAGAAGAGAUAAGGGGACAAUCAGAAAAGCUCAGACAUAGAAGAACCUAAACGGAAAAACGACAUUUUGAGCGUCUAAAUGUGUAGAGGUUGAUCAAGAAAUACUCUCUGGGCCUUACGUCAUUGAAAUAUUUCACCAUGCAGGCGACCUUCUGGUCUCCGUUAGUUUUUGAGUAGGUUGUUGAACGCCAUAAACAGCAGCUCUUUGCCUCACCUUGCUCAGCAUAUCCUCUUCCAUUCAGCAAAGGCCUUAUUUUGAAACUUCAGCACUUAUCUUGCCAUGGUAGUUGGUCUUCCCAAUGUAACAGUGUUCUGGCUUAAGAUGACAUAACUUGCCCAUCCUUUUCUAAAAACAAGGCAAUCAAAAGCUCGUAUGAAGUAAAAGUCUCCUCAUCACUGCAUUCACAUCGAUUCAGGCAAACAGCAGAUCAACUCCAUCUUCUGUACCUGACGCAGGAGAGAAACAUUUAGUCCACCUGAGCAGCAGGAUGGCCGGGUUUAGCUCAUCGUUGUCAUCACAGGUUUUAAUUGUAGAUUUGGUUGUGGAGGAUGUAACGUUGUCUACAAUGAUUGUUGCCAGUAUUCUUUUGGCCCUUUAACUCACACACUGCACUCCUCAACAUGUGCAGCCAUUACCUGGAUGUAUGUCUUAAAUCAGCCGAUAAGACAUCGAGCCCCCUAAGAAUAAAGUAGUGUCUGGAUGAUGUGUAAUAGAGCAGAUACUUAACAAGUACAUUCAAAUCAUGCCAGUGGGCGUGUUAACGGUGUCUUUGGCAUCGCAGGUAGUAAGUUGUUUUAAACUGGUUUCUGCUUGUUUGCAUAUUUCUUUGCACUCUUUCAUUGAUCCUGCAGUUCAGUCUAAAUACUUAUCUUAGUGAAAUCAAUGGAAAACGGUCAAUGGUCACACAAGUUCCUGCAUGCUCUAUCCAGGCCCCCCCCCCCUUACCAAAAUGUAGAAGUUCCAGUUGUUGUCUAUUUGUUUGAAACAGACAAUCUCCUGCUGUCGUCGACUACAUCUCUGAUUCUCAGGAGGCUGUCAGAGGUUCAUAUACACAUCCUGCUUUUUUCUAGCUUGACACAUUUCUGAUGUCCUGCCCUCUUCCACUACGAUGAUAUCUUGAUUGCUUUCAACUACGGCUUGAAUUCAUGUGAAUGCAGCGUAAACUCUACGUCAUGAAUUAUGAAGAUGAAUCUUUAAAACCAGUGUUGUCACAGGUUAAAUGAUCGGUGUAAAAUGUUCUCACCGUGGCUUCCCUACCUCGAGCUCAGAGCGUAUACAUCAUUAUAAAACCCAUGUGAAUGUUACACAUUUUGAUUUUUGCACAAAGAGCUGCUUGGUCGGAUUAAAGAACAGUCAUAUUUGUCUUAAAUUGAAUACAAUAAUCUGUCCAAACAGUCAGCUGUGUGUAACCACUUACAGUUUGCCUUGUGGAAACUUGUAUUUAAUCUGUCAACUGAUCAAAGACUCUGCUGAUAAUGGAUAUAUUUUUGCUUGCUCAUUGGAUUUAUUUUCGAAUGGCUUUGGUGUGUCUGACAUGAUUAAUUUUUCUGUAUAAUGUAAAUAAACGUAUUGUAGCGUUA